AUGCAUCUGGUGAAGGAAGAGCGCACUGGCGCUGCUAUCUCGAUCGUUUCGGCCAAUUCCGAGGUGGACCCUGAAGAUGACUGGGCCGGCAUGGGAGAUCGCAAAGAACGACGGCGACGACAGAACCGUCUGAACCAGCGGGCCUACCCAACGCGGCAAACACAGACUCAACCACCGAAUCAGGUAAUACGAAGAACGGUCAAAACGGAGGAACCCACGCGCAGCAGCGACGAACAGAUGAUCACGGUCCUCUCCCCAUCGACCUCCUCCCCCAACUCGACCACGAGUCCCUCCACAUCUGCAUCAUCAUCAUCAUCAUCAUCCACAUCCUUCUCCUUCUCCUUCUCAACACGACCACCAUCCCAGUCGCAAACCCGCAGCAGCACGAGCACGAGCACGAGCACGAGCAGCAGCCCGCGCCCCGACCGCAAACCCUGCACGGACCUGACCACGCAACGAGACCUCCAGACCCUGCUCACCGACUUCACCCGCGUCGCCUACGCCUCCUACAUCCACGGCUCGCCGACCCUCGACCACCUGCUGACGCUCAGCCGCAUGAACGUCUACCGCGCCUUCGCCACCAACAUGGCCACCCUGGGCAUGGGCACCGGCGCCGAGUGGAUGCACGACGACGCCCUCUCCCCCUUCACGACCCUGCAGCCGCACAGCGCCCUCGACCCGACCGCGCUGCCGCCGCACCUGCGCCCCACGAAGCUCCAGCAGACCGUCCCGCACCACCCGUGGCUGGACUUCUUCCCCCUGCCGCGGCUGCGCGACAACCUCGUCGCCAUGGCCGACCGCUUCGACGACGAGGAGCUGUGCCUGGACAUCAUGGGGUUCUGGGACUCGCCCACGCACACGUACAGUCUGCUCGUGUGGGGGGAGCCCUCCGACCCCGGCAACUGGGAGAUCACCGAGGACUUUCUGCGCAAGUGGCCGUGGGUGGUGCGCGGGUGCGCCGAGUUGUUGGCCAGCACGAAUCGGUGGCGGGCGCGGAGGGGCGAGAAGUUGCUUCUGCGGUAUUUGUGA
Molecule: messenger RNA, 1029 nt
Organism: Aspergillus aculeatinus CBS 121060
Lineage: Eukaryota; Fungi; Ascomycota; Eurotiomycetes; Eurotiales; Aspergillaceae
Product: DUF3425 domain-containing protein
Exons: 2
Coding region: 1-1029 (342 amino acids)
Source: RefSeq, a predicted model, not a curated record